CCUCUCUCUCUCUCUCUCUCACACACACACACACACACAUACACACACACGUCAGCCUCCCCUGAAAUGCAGGUCAAGCCUCCUGUAGUCCAAUCAACAGCAUUUCGAGUUGUCACUUGCCAUGGAAGGAAGCUGGAGACCACCAUAUCAGAAGAAAUGAGAAUGAGAGAAAUGAGAGCUGUGAAACAGGAUGACGUGACGGGAUGCUAUUCCAUCAGAAACAGGAUGACGUGACGGGAUGCUAUUCCAUCAGAAACAGGAUGACGUGACGGGUUGCUAUUCCGUCAGAAACAGGAUGACGUGACGGGAUGCUAUUCCGUCAGAAACAGGAUGACGUGACGGGAUGCUAUUCCGUCAGAAACAGGAUGACGUGACGGGAUGCUAUUCCAUCAGAAACAGGAUGACGUGACGGGAUGCUAUUCCAUCAGAAACAGGAUGACGUGACGGGAUGCUAUUCCGUCAGAAACAGGAUGGAGCUCCUCUCAUAAGGUGCAACAGCGAUGAAUCUGGAAGAUACACCGAGUGAAAUAAACCAGUCACAACCAGACAAAGUGUAUGAUUCCAUUCACAUGAGGUCCCUAGAGCAGUCAAAUUUGUAGAGACAGAAAGUUGAAUGGCAGGUGUCAGGGACUGGAGAGAGAGGGAUGGAGGGUUAUGUUUAAGGGGACACAGUUACAGUUUGGGAAGAGGAAGAAGUGCUGGGGCUGGGUGGUGGUGGUGGCUGCACAGCACUGUGAAUGCACUUAAAGCCCCUGAACUGUACACUCAGAAAGGCUUGGAAUGGCUAAUUUUAUUUUACAUGUACAUUACCAAAAUUUUUUUAAAAAUUCAUACAAGAGCAGGAAUUUCAGGGCUGCAUCUGUAGUCAUAAAACCAUGGCAUUGGCUGGGCACGGUGGCUCACACCUGUAAUCCCAGCACUUUGGGAGGUUAAGGAGGGUGGAUCACGAGGUCAAGAGAUCGAGACCAUCCUAGCCAACAUGGUGAAACCCAGUUUCUACUAAAAGUAUGAAAAGUAGCUGGGCGUGGUGGCGCAUGCCUAUAGUCCCAACUACUCAGGAGGCUGAGGCAGGAGAAUCACUUGAACCGGGAGGCAGAGAUUGCAGUGAGCCGAGAUCACGCCACUGCACUCCAGCCUGGUGACAGAGCAAAACUCCGUCUCAAAAGGAAAAAAAAAACAAACAAAACCAAACCAUGGCAUUAUCGAGACUCGGAAGCAAUUUCCAGCACGUGGGCCAGGAAACCCGUGACUGGCUUAUCUCUCUGAUCUAAUGGAAACACCAGCAUUUUUUCACCUGUUUUAUUCUUCUCUUCCCGGCUCUGCCAGGCAUCCACACAUCCUGUCGUAAUGAAAGCAGUAAGACUCUUUAAACUCUAGAGGUCAUUUGAGGAAAUCAUGCCUAAAUGUGUAGUUUAGAGCAACGGGUGCUCGUGUCUAUGGCAACUUUCAUCAACUUGUGUUGUUCUGAGUGUCACAGUGGUAUUUGUUCAUCUCUAAAAAAUCUGGACUAUUUCAAGAUGAUUUUUAAAGUUAUUUAUAAGGAGAGAUUGCCUGGCUGCCAAUCUCUCGCACUUCCUGUAAUUCUUGUGGUGAGGCAUAAAUUGCUACUCCUCUCCUAGGGGCGUCUCUGCCACCGGCCUGGCGGGCAUUGGGGCUCCAUCCUGCAGCUCUUUGUCUGUGGAUUCAAGAACCUUCCCAUCAUCUUCUCCCAUGCAGGAGGGAGAUGGCUGCCUUCUGGGACCUCCUGGCCUGCCUCUGACUCUAGGUUGAAAGAAGGUCGGUGAAGGUCCCACCGCAGUGAGACAAUGGGGUGGUCACAGGGAGGCUCCACCCACCAAUGCCCCAAGCCCCAGAAGUCCUGCACAGGAGGCUUCCAGGCCAGAUGAGGUGCCUCUGAUUUUAUUUGUUCAGACAGAUGGUAUGGGAGAGACUCAACCACUUUAUUCGUCAGUUCGUCAGCACUUCCCAAGGGGAUUUUGUUGGUCUUCUCCAAACUCUCGUAAUUCCGGGCCUCCUCAGCCUCACAUUUGCUAGUCUCAGAACAGAGUUAGGGAGGCCUGCUCCUCACAAGCUGGACAGGCAGACUGGAGUGACCGUGCUCACUGCUGGGGUGGCAGUAUUCGGCAUGGUGCGUGGGUGUGUGUGGGUUAACCUGGCUGUGGACUCUGGGUCGAAGGAGGAGGAAGUAGUUCCUAUGGGCUUGGGGCUGGGAAGUCUAAUAAGAAGCAGUGGCGCUGCCUCAACAAGCGGGGUAUUCGGGCAUAGCAGAACCCAAGGGCAUGUGAAGUUGUUCCUGUCAGAAAUGUGAGUCAGCCAGUGGCCAAGCCUGGACUUUGGGCCAAGGUGGAGAGUGGCAGCAAAUCAGGAUCCUGCUGCUGGAAGAGCUGAAGUCCAUGAAAAGGUACUGCACAGGGGGCCUUAUGAGAAUCCGGGGACCAGAACUGGGGUAUAAAGUGGGACUCUUAAUUCUAACAGUAAGACCACAGCUGUGGUGUCACAUGUCACAUGCAGUAUGACAGUCAGGGAUGGAUGAACAGCUCUGGGAGGUACUUGGUAAGUAUUGAUUGGAUGGCUAAAUGGUGGGUAUGUGGGUGGAUGUAUGGACAAUGGAUAGAUGGAUAUGUGGAUGGAUGGAUGGAAGGAUGGACGGACGGACGGAUGGAUGGAUGGACGGGUGGAUGGAUGGGUGGAUGGACGGGCGGACGGACGGACGGACGGACGGACGGAUGGACGGAUGGAUGGAUGGACGGAUGGACGGACAGACGGACGAAUGGACGGAUGGAUGAAUGGAUGGACAGAUGGACAGAUGGAUGGACGGAUGGAUGGACGGAUGGAUGGACGGAUGGGUGGAUAGGUCAGUAAAUUAUAAAAGUAGGCAGAGACGGGAUCAUGAAGGCCCUAUAAGGAAUUUGCACAUAGUAGAAGGUCAUUUGAGGAGUUUGAGCAGGAGAGUGACAAAUGGAGCUGUGUAUUUGAAAGAUCUCUUUGGCUCCAUGUGGAUAACAUGUUGGUGUAGGUACAAGACUGGAAGCAAGAGACUAGCUAGGGAGUUGUUGCAAUGAAAGAAGCUAGUGGCAUAUAAUUAGGUGGGUGGCAAUGAGAUGGAGAGUGUGGGCAGAUUCCACACAUUUUUAGAAAGCCUGAAGAUCAGGAAUCAGUGACUGUUCUUUAGAUGUGUGGGGAAAAAGCAGGAGGGAUCUAGAAUGACCCCCAGUGGGCUGGGCAGCUGGGGGGAUGGUGACAUCUUCUAUCAAGGUAAUGGGAGAAAGGAAGAGGAGGCUAGGGAUGGAUCAUUGUGACUGUCAUGGGCCAGCAGCAUCUUGUGGUAUGGAUCUGUCUGUGAGCCCAUCUGCUUCAGUGGACCUCGGGGAAGACCCUCCAGCUUCCUCACUCCUCCCCUGCACCCCCAGAGCUUAGUACAGUGCCCAGCACCUAGUUGGUUUUCGAAGUUAUUGGACUAAAGAGUGAAUAUAGAGCUGGGAUUAGACAGUCUUUUAGAUCAUUCCGGCUGGGUGCAGUGGCUCAGGCCUGUAAUCCCAGGACUUUGGGAGGCCAAGGUAGGCGGAUCAAGAAGUCAGGAGUUCGAGACCAGCCUGGCCAACAUGAUGAAACCCCGUCUCUACUAAAAACACAAAAAUUAGCUGGGUGUGGUGGUACAUACCUGUAGUCCCAGUUACUUGGGAGGCUGAGGCAGGAGAAUGGCUUGAACCUGAGGAGGUGGAAGUUGCAGUGAGCCAAGAUCGUGCCACUGCACUCCAGCCUUGGCAACAGAGGGAGAUGCCAUCUCAAAAAAAAAAAAAAAUCAUUCCCUGCUUAGUUGUGCUGCUGUAGCAACAUGCACACAUGGGGGUGAGGGGGUGACUUGAGGAACUGGCAGCUCAAUGUGGAGAAGUUUCCAGGGCAGGCAGGUAGAGGUGAAAUGGCCUCUGCGCCUGAUCUCAUACCUGAAGCCUGAGGUAAACAUGCCAGCCAGACUUUGGGCUCAUUGCCCGUGGACACCUGUGUCUCGCUGUCUGCUCUGGGCUCUCCUUUGAGGAGGGCCCUGUCUCAAAACAAAAGUCAUAAACAAUGAAUGCUACGCUUCAAAGGAAGCUAAUGUAUGGAGUCUGUGUCACCUGCCUCCACAGGAAUGGAGUUUGGCAGUGAUCCGAAGACUCACUGUCACAACAUGUCCUCAGGGAAGUAGGUCAUACGUCCCCGGGUUAUUCAGAGAGGCCUCUGAGUGUGAGAUGUUUGGACUGAGCAGGGCUUUCUUUCUCUCAAGGCUCCAAGGGGCAGGCCAUCAGGUCAUUUGGUUUUUCUCUCAAUGAUAUGUUUUUCUUCUCAAGAUUCCUCACCCCUCUCUCUUCCUCUGCUUGUUCCGAGGUAAACGGAUACAGACAUGCAUUCUCUGUUUUAUCCUUCACCAUUGCUAAACCCUGUGGGGUCACUGGCAUUACGGAGUUUUCUUCUGGUCAUACGUGUUGUAGCUCAUGAAGAAAAGGUUGUAAAUCACGUUUUCGAUAUGUUCUGCCUUUGACCUACUACAACUUCGUGGAGUAUCCAUCCGCUAGAGAGCUCUCUGUGGGUCUCUGAGAGGCAUUGGUGUGUGGCUCCAUCUAGCAUCUAAAGGUGAAGAUGCCCAGGAUGAGAUGCAGGAGGAGCACAGCAGAGCGGAGGAGGUGGCUGGAGAACGUUAGGUGCUGUGGGGUCAGUAAGUGCCUGCCAGAGAAGCAUGCAAGAGCUUGUCUUCUGGCUGAAGACAGCAAGGGUGCAGGCUGUGUGGCUUCCUCUUGGAAAUAUUCAUUUCAGAGUCAGGAAGGGGACAGAGCUCCUUCAACAGCAGGUGUGUGAGGGGGGAAUCGGGCAGAGAGUUUCGUGCUGACAGGAGAAAGGGGGAUUUCUCUUUGCUCACUGUAAUUCCGGAAAUAUAUUUGCUUUCCCUUACAAUUCUGAGACAGAAGCAACUCAGGGAGGUCACCAGCUGACCUUCAAAAUGAGACUGUCGAGCUGCUCUUGGUCAGCUUCUAUUGUCAGAGGUCCAGUUUAGAAAGCUUCCACAAACUCUGCACAUUCUCAGCAAACCCACGACAAAAAGCCUUAUUUCCUACACUUUGCUUGUCCUGCCUCAAAGAGAGUUUCAUUUUCUUUCUUUUUUUUUUUGAGACAGAGUUUCACUCUUGUUACCCAGGCUGGAGUGCAAUGGCACAAUCUAGGCUCACCGCAACCUCCACCUCCUGGGUUCAGGCAAUUCUCCUGCCUCAGCCUCCCGAGUAGCUGGGAUUACAGGCAUGUGCCACCAUGCCCAGCUAAUUUUUUGUAUUUUUAGUAGAGACGGGGUUUUACCAUGUUGACCAGGAUGGUCUCGAUCUCUUGACCUCGUGAUCCACCUGCCUCGGCCUGCCAAAGUACUGGGAUUACAGGCUUGAGCCACCGCGAGUUUCAUUUUCUUGAUCCUCUCUCCCAAAGAUGUGGAAACAUCGUGCUCUCCAUUGGGAAAACUGUCCCUGUGACAAAUACAGUGGCAUAAAUGAAAUUACAUUUCUUCCAAUUAGUCCGUAUUCCCACUAAAGGAUAAAUGCAUAAAAUGCACUGAAAUCCUCUAAUGAUUCAAAAUAAAUAUAUGUCUCUAUUUAAUUUAAAUAAGAAAUUAAAUUAUCUAUUUAAUUCAUUUGAAACUCUGCAGCAGUGCCCAAGUACAAAGAGAAAACAUGCAUCAAAAUGCUGGGAGAAUGAAUGGCUAUUCUUGUAUAUACCAUUUCACUGACAUCGAUAACCUACUAUGUGGCUAUCCGUGUAUGUACCAUUCCACUCACGUCGAUAACCUACUAUGUGGCUAUUCGUGUAUGUACCAUUCCACUCACGUCGAUAACCUCCUAUGUGGCUAUUCGUGUAUGUACCAUUCCACUCACGUCGAUAACCUACUAUGUGGCUAUUCUUGUAUAUACCAUUUCACUGACAUCGAUAACCUACUAUGUGGCUAUCCGUGUAUGUACCAUUUCACUCACAUCGAUAACCUACCAUGUGGCUAUCGGUGUAUGUACCAUUUCACUCACAUCGAUAACCUACUAUGUGGCUAUCCGUGUAUGUACCAUUUCACUCACAUCGAUAACCUACUAUGUGGCUAUCCGUGUAUGUACCAUUCCACUCACAUCGAUAACCUACUAUGUGGCUAUCCGUGUAUGUACCAUUCCACUCACAUCGAUAACCUACCAUGUGGCUAUCCGUGUAUUUACCAUUCCACUGACAUCGAUAACCUACUAUGUGGCUAUCCGUGUAUGUACCAUUUCUCUGACAUCGAUAACCUACUAUGUGGCUAUCCGUGUAUGUACCAUUCCACUCACAUCGAUAACCUACCAUGUGGCUAUCCGUGUAUUUACCAUUUCACUCACAUCGAUAACCUACUAUGUGGCUAUCCGUGUAUGUACCAUUUCACUCACAUCGAUAACCUACUAUGUGGCUAUCCGUGUAUGUACCAUUUCACUGACAUUGAUAACCUACUAUGUGACUAUCCAUGUAUAUACCAUUUCACUCACAUCAAUAACCUACCAUGUGGCUAUCCGUGUAUUUACCAUUCCACUGACAUCGAUAACCUACUAUGUGGCUAUCCGUGUAUGUACCAUUUCACUGACAUCGAUAACCUACCAUGUGGCUAUCCGUGUAUGUACCAUUUCACUCACAUCGAUAACCUGCUAUGUGGCCAAUUCUGUUUAAGGCCCUAGGAAGAAAAAGAACUCUCUGCCUUCAUUUUGGAGCCAAUAAUUAAGGAUAUAAGCACAAGGAUGUUUAUGAGGGCAAAAAAAAUAAAACACUGCAUUUGAAAUGGCAAGGCCUGUCAACAGGGAAAGGUUGAAAAGAGAUUGAUUCUGCAUCUGCAUUAGGGAGCAGUCUGCAGCCCCUGGAAGGUAUUCAUCAGGCCUUGAGGGUUGGCGGGGAGGGAUUCCUGCCACGCGCUGGUAAGAGAGAAUGAGACACACUUGCAUAUUGCACCCAUGCGUGCUCGCUUGUCUGUAAUUGUGGGUACAGGGUGUGCACAGUCACACUGCAGGUCACAAAGAUAGCACAGAAGCACAGAGUGAAAGUGGGGACAGAAAAGGGGAGGAGUAAGAGAAAAAGAAACAGUCACGGGCAUGGAGGCUCAUGCCUGUGAUCCCAGCACUUUGAGAGGCCGAGGUGGAAGGAUCACUUGAGCCCAGGAGUUUGAGACCAACCUGGAGAACAUCAUGAGAUCCUGGCCCUACUAAAAAUAAAGCCAGACGUGAUGGCAUGAUGGCUUGUGCCUGUAGUCCCAGCUACUUGGGAGGUUGGGGCAGGAGGAUCCCUCGAGCUCAGGAGGUUGAAGCUACUGUGAGCCAUGAUUGUGCCAGUACACUCCAGCUUAGACAGCAGAAGGAGACCCCAUCUGCUAAAAAAAAAAAAAAAAAAAAAAGCUAUAUGUUUCAAAAUAUCAUGCAUAGUGUGAUUUGUAUAAAAUUGCAUAUGCACAGAGAAGGGUUUACGUCAGAUACGGCUACUAAAAUGUUACAGCACUUCAGUUUUGCUUUAAAAAAAUACUGUUGUGGCUUGUUCAAUUGUUUUUAUAACAAGCAUUUUACAGUGAUCACAUUUACUUCGUGGUUGGAAAGAGGUUAUAUGGAAAAUUAAAUAAGUGUAGAUUUUAAAACAAAAUAAAUAAAAGUUCUCAAAGCUAUCUGCUUUUAAAGUGGGCCAGACUCACCUGCAUUCAAAAGCUCCUCUCCUAGGAAAACCUCCCCUGAACUGUCUCCUUCAACUCUUAGGAAAUAGUGCUGAGGUGUUGCCAUACCCUGAGGCCCGUUCUCCCCUGUGCUGUGUGUUAGAAGUCUGUCUCUCGUUCUAAAGAAUUCAGGUUUGUCCUGUGGGUUUACAUUUUAUUUAUCUCUGAAUGCUUACAUCCUCUGAUGCCUCACAUUCUACCUUGCCUUUGGACAAAUUUUCACAGCAUUUAAGAGGUAUGCUCUUUAAAAGGUAUGUUCUUACAUAUUUUUUCUAUGCCUGGCUAUUCUGCCAUAUGUUGGAGGCCUCCUUUCCCUGGACCACUCCAUGACCACCCGAGGGACCCACAGCAUGCCAGAGCAUCACCCGCCAUGUUCUUUUAUGGAAGGGAUCUGGACUGGAACACAUGAGCUCGAGAAAAAUCCUGCACUUAAAAUUCAGUCUGCAAGCUGAACUGGCAUUGUCCUGCCGUGUGAUGGGCAAAGACUAUAGCCUUCACUUUCCCUCGGUCCACCAUGGAGCCCCUGUGUCCACUCCUGCUGGCGGGUUUUAGCUUGCCGCUCACCAGGGCUCUCCGGGGCAACGAGACCGCUGCUGACAGCAACGAGACCACCACGACCUCAGGCCCUCCGGACCCAGGUGGCUCCCAGCCGCUGCUGGCCUGGCUCCUCCUGCCUCUGCUGCUCCUCCUCCUCAUCCUCCUUCUCGCCGCCUACUUCUUCAGGUUCAGGAAGCAGAGGAAAGCUGUGGUCAGCGCCAGCGACAAGAAGAUGCCCAACGGAAUCUUGGAGGAACAAGAGCAGCAAAGGGUGAUGCUACUCAGCAGGUCACCCUCGGGGCCCAAGAAGUACUUUCCCAUCCCUGUGGAGCACCUGGAGGAGGAGAUCCGCAUCAGAUCCGCCGACGACUGCAAGCAGUUUCGGGAGGAGUUCAACUCAUUACCUUCUGGACACAUACAAGGAACUUUUGAACUGGCAAAUAAAGAAGAAAACAGAGACAAAAACAGAUACCCCAACAUCCUUCCCAAUGAUCAUUCGAGGGUGAUUCUGAGCCAAGUGGAUGGAAUUCCCUGUUCAGACUACAUCAAUGCUUCCUACAUAGAUGGUUACAAAGAGAAGAAUAAAUUCAUAGCAGCUCAAGGCCCCAAACAGGAAACUGUUAAUGACUUCUGGAGAAUGAUCUGGGAGCAAAAGUCUGCGACCAUCGUCAUGUUAACGAACUUGAAAGAAAGGAAAGAGGAAAAAUGCCAUCAGUACUGGCCCGACCAAGGCUGUUGGACCUAUGGAAACAUCCGGGUGUGCGUGGAGGACUGCGUGGUUUUGGUCGACUACACCAUCCGGAAGUUCUGCAUACAGCCACAGCUUCCUGAAGGCUGCAAAGCCCCCAGGCUGGUCUCGCAGCUGCACUUCACCAGCUGGCCUGACUUCGGAGUGCCUUUUACCCCCAUUGGAAUGCUGAAGUUCCUCAAAAAAGUGAAGACGCUCAACCCCAUUCAUGCUGGGCCCAUCGUGGUCCACUGUAGCGCGGGUGUGGGCCGGACAGGCACCUUCAUUGUGAUCGACGCCAUGAUGGCCAUGAUGCACGCAGAGCAGAAGGUGGAUGUGUUUGAAUUUGUGUCUCGAAUCCGUAAUCAGCGCCCUCAGAUGGUUCAAACAGAUAUGCAGUACACAUUCAUCUACCAAGCCUUACUCGAGUACUACCUCUACGGGGACACAGAGCUGGAUGUGUCCUCCCUGGAGAAGCACCUGCAGACCCUGCCCGGCACCAGCACCCACUUUGACAAGAUUGGGCUGGAGGAGGAGUUCAGGAAAUUGACAAAUGUCCGGAUCAUGAAGGAGAACAUGAGGACUGGCAACUUGCCGGCAAACAUGAAGAAGGCCAGGGUCAUCCAGAUCAUCCCGUAUGACUUCAAUCGAGUGAUCCUCUCCAUGAAAAGGGGUCAAGAAUACACAGACUACAUCAACGCGUCCUUCAUAGACGGCUACCGACAGAAGGACUAUUUCAUCGCCACCCAGGGGCCACUGGCACACACGGUGGAGGACUUCUGGAGGAUGAUCUGGGAGUGGAAGUCCCACACUAUUGUGAUGCUGACAGAGGUACAGGAGAGAGAGCAGGAUAAGUGCUACCAGUACUGGCCGACGGAGGGUUCAGUUACUCAUGGAGAGAUGACUGUUGAGAUAAAGAGUGACACCCUUUCUGAAGCCAUCAGUAUACGAGACUUCCUGGUCACUUUCAAUCAGCCCCAGGCCCGCCAGGAGGAGCAGGUCCGAGUAGUACGUCAGUUCCACUUCCACGGCUGGCCUGAGAUCGGGAUCCCCGCUGAGGGCAAAGGUAUGAUUGACCUCAUUGCAGCCGUACAGAAGCAGCAGCAGCAGACGGGCAACCACCCCAUCACCGUGCACUGCAGUGCCGGAGCUGGGCGGACAGGUACAUUCAUAGCGCUCAGCAACAUUUUGGAGAGAGUAAAAGCCGAGGGACUUUUAGAUGUAUUUCAAGCUGUGAAGAGUUUACGACUUCAGAGACCACAUAUGGUGCAAACCCUGGAACAGUAUGAAUUCUGCUACAAAGUGGUACAAGAUUUUAUUGAUAUAUUUUCUGAUUAUGCUAAUUUCAAAUGAAGAUUCCUGCCUUAAAAUAUUUUUUAAUUUAAUGGUCAGUAUAUUUUGUAAAAAUCAUGUUAAUUUAUUUCAUAGUUGACAUCAAUAUCUUCCCUAAUUUCUUUGUACAUAUUCUGUUAUGCCUUAAAAACCACCUGCUAUAAAGUUGUUAAAUCAUAAAUAUGCUUUUUUAAAAUUGGAGUAAUGUAUUAAGGUCAAAUAAUAUCCCAUAAAAUAUAUAUUUCCGCUAAUAUUAGUAAAUAUCUUAAUUUUUCAUUAGAUUCAUAUCAUUUACUUUCUCACAUUCAACGCCUCUAAAUGUUGUCAUCAUAAUAUGCAAAGUGUGCCUCUGCGAGAUACUAACCACAAAGCUCACAUUAAGGAAACAGUUGAGGACUCAGAAGUCAGCUGAAAAUGCGCUUUCCCAACACUCAUUUCGCAACCCUGAGCAACAGCAUUUUUGGAAGGCAAAUUGUCGUGACGAUACGAUGUAAAUGAGGACUUUUGUAAAGUUCUCAGUCUCAGCCCAUGCGGUUUAUCUUUACAUUUUAAAGAUCAAAGAAGUCUUUACCACCUGAAUCCAGGUCUCAAACACACUAGAGUCGCUGACGACUUUACAGUAAUAUUUAAAAAUGCAUUUACUCAAGAUUGUGUCUACACCGUCUUGGCUGGAUGAGAAGAGAUGUCAGUGCUGGGUCGUCCCGUUGACCAUGGUCUUGAGUACAACAAAGUCAGCCGGAGCUGCACUCUGAAGCACCACCUGCUGUCCAGCUGCCUGUCUGUUUGGCCCAGACAACCCUCAGAGAAUCAAACCAGCUGCCUCUCCCACUCUUCCCUCCCAUUCUGCCACAGUGGCCUGUGCUGGUCCAGAGCUACACCUGGAGGCUCAACACGAAGCCACCUCCCAUCCAAAGGAUCAGAUGAACAGAGCAUCUUACGUACGCAGUACAGAGGAGCACACACUGGGAUCGAAACAGUAGAAUAACCACAGGCCACUAAACUUUACAUUUUCUGAGCAGCAUUUUGGUAUUUAAACAUUUCUUGUAAAAAGCUAAGAUUGUUUGUAAGAAAGGAAUCCUUAAAAUCUAGAUUUAUACCAUUUUUUAAAGUCCCACCUUUCAGUGUUUAAUAAAAGAAAAAAGAAAUCCUUAAUCUAAAAGCUAAAUUAUUUUUGAAUGGAAAUACUACUGAGACCAUUGACACUGGACAAUAAUAAUGAUCCCAUUGCCAGAUAGGACUGGCCGAUGGGGGAGAAAGGAUAGGAUGUGAAUGUCUCAACAUGGAGUUUCACAGCAGUUACCUUUCUAUGGCUGCUAGGUACCCAGCAGACGAGCACAAUAUAAACAGGAAGUUAUCUGGCCUACCUUACUACUAAAAGCAUUUAACACGUGCAAUUUUUGGCACAUCUUUUUUUUUUAAAAGCUAUUAAAGGCCUUCUUUGACAUCUUCCCUGAUAAACAGUCACACCCUCGUGUUGCAGUGCUCAUCCCCUAUUCGUGAUGGUGUGUGCAAAUGCAACCCCAGGACACAUUGUUGUCAUAGGCUCACAGGGAAUCAAGCUUCUUGCCCACUCCACGGCUCCGGGCCCCAUCCAAGGGCAAGACUUGGUGCCCAGCUGGAAGGAUGCAAGCACACUUUGUGACUGCCAUCCUCACCAGCUGCAUGUCUAGGCUGCACUGCUGAAUGUGCUCCUCUCUCAUUCUCUGUACAAUGAUUCGGCAUCUCGGUGGAAGAGGAAAAGGGAGCUUUUUGAGGCUUGCCAGGUCUCUUUCGUUUUCAUCAUUAAAAUUCCAAACCCAAUGCCUUUUAUCGACUGAAGGAGAAGAGAGGGAAAUAAGCUUCCAUUCAGCACCUGAACCCUAGAAACAGAGCCAGCUUGCUACGAUGAGGGUGGUGGUACUCUGGUAAUUCAUGUGAGAGUUCAGAGUCAAAGUCAAGGGGCACAGGCUUUGGUUCAUGUCUAGGAGCCCUCGUCAGAACCUGGAACCCUUUAAUGGUCUAACUGGCAUCUCUUGUAUCAAGAAGUACCUUUAAGGUAGACCUUUUCAGGGCGCCCUCAGGAAAGAGCCCUGCUCGUGGUUUUUCCUGUCCCUUUAGACCAACCCCAGGUGUCUGCUGCAGGGGUUCUGCCUAUUCCCAAACCGUUUCCAUUCCAGAAACAAAGCAGAAGCCACUUCCCCAGGUUGCAGGACUCUCCCUGUUGCCGCCCGGGGCAGCAUUUGCCUUUUAGAGGGGCCGGUCAUUACAGCCUCGUGGCCUCUACCGAGGCCCCUGGUCACACCAUCUCCUGGGCCUUAGAGCAACUCAUGCUGCGAGGAAUCAAUCCCUGGGGGACUCCAUACCAUCUCCGUGCAACCUGGAAAGGUAAUCUCUUCUUUCCUUCAGUCAAAGAAAGUCCACUGUACGUAACAGAACAGCCCCGAACAGCCCAGUGCUGACACCGGUGUUCCUUUCACCUUUUCCUCUGUUGCAUGCAGUUAGUUGCGUUCAGAUGCCAAAUAGUGAUUAGAAGCUGACCAUUCUGAUCUGUGUGAUACUGGUCACCGUGUGACUGCCUUUACGGUUUCUCUCCAUGUGCUCUAUGAAUGAAGAAUGCAUAGCAGUGUUUUAAAAGGUAUUUUUAUGUGUUUUUAAACACUUUUUAAAAUGAGCCUGACACCUGUGUUUCAGCAUUUGGAGACAUACCCAUGUUAUUCUUUUAAGUGUAUGAUUACUGAUAUUUUUUGUUUGUUCAACUAAGUUGUGUUUAAUUUAUGUGCCAUCUUUAUAAUAUAUGUAUGUUAUUACAGUUUCAACUGUCAUAUUUUCUUCGAUUACAUUUAUCAUUUGAUCUUGCUCUGAUUAUAAUGCCAGUGAAUGUUGCUGAAUUCUUUGUAUAUGCAAAUUGCAAGGUUUAAACCAUUCUGACGCAAGGAUAAACCUUUACUUUGACUACCA
Callithrix jacchus (white-tufted-ear marmoset) is the source of this 13247-nucleotide messenger RNA. The record is from RefSeq and is a predicted model, not a curated record. NCBI's taxonomy places the organism in Eukaryota, Metazoa, Chordata, Mammalia, Primates, Cebidae.